AUGGCCUGCCCUUUUUUACGAGAUCCAAUAGACAUCGGGGCACAAAUUGUGAGAAAAACAAUACGAACUAAGCGUUUGUUCAAAGACAGACAAAAUCCUCUAAGUUUUUCCGAAGAAUACAUUAAUGAGAGGUAUCACUUCUCGUCUCAUUGUAUAGUUUACCUGGCGGAUCUGUUGACACCGUCAUUGAGAAACGAUACACUCCGCAGCUAUCCGCUUACAGUAAUGCAAACACUGUGCAUUGGUUUACAUUUUUUCGCGUGUGGAGAAUUUAUGCAUGCAGUCGGUGACGCUGAAAACUUGAGCAAAUCUACAGUUUGUCGAGCCAUACGGAGAGUAUACCUCGCACUGGCGAGAAUUCUCCCUGAUUUCGUGAAGUUCCCUGGUCAUUGCUCUCAACAAGAAGUUAAAGACAGCUUUUAUAGAAUAGCAGGUUAUGUAUUCUUUCAUAGUAGGCCAAUGAUUUUGGUAGUACUAGUAAGUUAAACUGUAAAUUAGCUAAAUAAUUAUCAACACCUGUGAUUGUUGCAGGACUACCAAAUGUAAUUGGUGUGGUGGACUGCACUCACAUACCCAUCAAAGUGCCUUCAGGACCAGAGGCAUCUGAUUAUACAAAUCAGAGAUCAUUUCACAGCAUAAAUGUGCAGGUAAUAUUGGGGAAGCUGUAAAUGCUUUCUUAACUGUGAUAAAUAAAUUCUACAUUAAAAAAAAUAUUCCUAGAGUAAAUCUCAUGUGAAAACUCACUGCAUGUAAAUCUUUUCCAGAUGGUUUGUGAUUCGCAAUGUCUCAUCACAAACAUUGAGGCAAAGUGGCCUGGAUCUGUGAAUGACUUCCACAUACUCCAAAAGAGUACGCUGUACCAUCAGUUUCAGCAAGGUGACAACAUUACACAAGCACAAUGACAAAUGUUACAAUUUCCUACAAGUUCUAUGAUUUCAGCAUCUCUCUUACCUCCCCUACUUCUCAGGUAUUUUUGAUGGGUGGCUUGUGGCUGACAAUGAGUAUCCCUGUCUUCCAUUCAUGAUGACGCCAUACCUGAAUCCUAAACCAGGCGCAGAGAGCUGCUUCAACAAGGCACUGUACGAGACAAGAGCAUGCAUUAAGACAACGUUCACCACGUUAAGGGCCCGAUUUGGUUGUUUGAAGGGUCUCCGGGUGUCGCCACAGAGCGCGUGUGACAUAAUAGUGGCAUGCAUGGUCCUUCAUAACGUUGCCAUCAUUCGUAAGGAGGCCCCACCCUGUUUUAGUUGGAUGCCCCGGAAUAAGCCAGAGCCUGUUUACUGUGAUCACCAAGAUGGUACAGCAAUCAGGGAUAGCAUCGCUGCUCAGCUCUUUGCGUCAUGCAGCCAAGUGUUAUGACAAUUUCACAUGAUGACAUUUUUACCCUAGAAAAAACAGGAUGGUAAGAGAGGACUUUCCCGUAAGUGACAACCACAGUGGCCUUUUCUCAAUUGGAUUUGCUCAACUCCUGGGUCCCAUGUCCUCCGUCCUCUCUGGACUCCUUUUAAAAAAGGUAAAAAGCUAAUCGAGGAGAGGAAUGAAAUGACUCGUCCAAUCGUGCGUCAUCAGGCAAAUGACAUUUACAGGGUGGAAUCCCAAAAUGUAUGAAGUGAUAAAUGUAGCUAGUUGUGCAAGCUAUUUUAUAGAUAAAAGGAUAAGUA
Messenger RNA from Coregonus sp. 'balchen', 1661 nucleotides. Lineage: Eukaryota; Metazoa; Chordata; Actinopteri; Salmoniformes; Salmonidae. The record is from the annotation of a GenBank genome assembly.